AUGCAUACCUCGGCGGCUGGAGAGGAAGAAGAAGAAAGUGUACCUCCUCCUCCUCCAAAAAAAAAGAAUCUUGCGGAUCUGCUUGGAAACAGAAAAGCACAGUCCACCAAUCCGGUCCCAAAAAGAAUCCGUGCAGACACUGAAGUCGCAAGCUCUGUCAGAGCAGCCAACUUUGAAAACCAUCUCACAAAACUUCAAGCUGAUUCUAGUUACUUUCUCAGCGAAGAGUUUGAGGACCUAAAGGAUGUCGGACGAAGCCAAACCCAAAACUCUGCACGCUUACCUGGGAACCGAAGCAAAAACCGAUACAACAACAUACUGCCUUAUGAUUCAACGCGAGUGAGAUUGUCUUGCUUGAAUGGCGAGCCCUGCUCAGACUUCAUCAACGCCAACUACAUGCCUGCAAACAAUUUCAUAUGGGAGUAUAUUGCCACACAAGGGCCUCUUCCAGGUACCAAGGAUGAUUUCUGGCGGAUGGUGUGGGAACAAAAUGCACACAGCAUUGUUAUGGUUACCCAGUGUGUGGAAAGGGGCAUGGUGAAGUGUGACCGUUACUGGCCCCCUGACAGUGAGCCUUUGUGUUACGGUGAUGUUGUGGUGCAGAUGAUCUCCGAGAAGAUCCUUCCAGAAUGGACAAUUCGAGACUUUAAGAUUUUAUGCGAGGGUCAGCUGAGAUACCCCAGGAUGGUCCGUCAGUUCCAUUACACCAUUUGGCCGGAUCAUGGUGUGCCUGAGACAACCCUGUCACUCGUUCAGUUUGUGCGAACAGUCAGAGUCUACAUUAACAGGACAACCCGUACUGGAGUCAGUGUAGUACACUGCAGUGCUGGUGUGGGCAGAACUGGCACUUUUAUUGUGCUAGAUCGUGUUUUACAGCAACUGGACAGUAACUGUACAGUGGAUAUUUACGGCUGUGUGUUUGAUCUACGCCUGCAUCGGCCGUGUAUGGUGCAAACUGAGUGUCAGUAUGCUUAUGUUCACCAGUGUGUGCGUGAUGUUUUAAGGGCUGGUAAAAUUGGUUUUGAACGAGAUAACCCUCUUUUCCCCAUGUAUAACAACAUAUAAGACUCCAAAAGGAAGCCGAAACAUUGUGUUAUGCUACGCAUCAGCUAUAAAAAACAGUGGAGACCAGUGGAGCGAAAGAGUGAAGUUUCCCGGUUCUGUGAUAAUAAAGAUCAGCACUCUUGGGAAAAAGCUAAUCAACCUGUCUUUACAGAUUUUGUGUAUAUAGAUGUUCAAAACCUCUAAAACAUGCUAUACACAGCAAAUUGGCCAGUGUUAAAUGAACACUGCUGGGUGUCUAUAUGUGUCCACACUAUAGGGUGU
Molecule: messenger RNA, 1326 nt
Organism: Triplophysa rosa
Lineage: Eukaryota; Metazoa; Chordata; Actinopteri; Cypriniformes; Nemacheilidae
Product: receptor-type tyrosine-protein phosphatase beta-like
Exons: 10
Coding region: 1-1065 (354 amino acids)
Biological process (GO): angiogenesis; protein dephosphorylation
Molecular function (GO): protein tyrosine phosphatase activity; cadherin binding
Source: RefSeq, a predicted model, not a curated record